This is a messenger RNA of Mucor velutinosus, 591 nucleotides long. Its product is annotated as CUE domain-containing protein. The coding region runs from base 1 to 591 and encodes 196 amino acids. NCBI's taxonomy places the organism in Eukaryota, Fungi, Mucoromycota, Mucoromycetes, Mucorales, Mucoraceae. The transcript has 3 exons. The record is from RefSeq and is a predicted model, not a curated record. Gene Ontology annotation, cellular component: nucleus.
AUGCCUCCUAAACCACAAACGAAAAAACCUAGAAAGCCAUUAACGCCAUUACAAAGAAAACAGCAAAAAAGAAAAUACGAUCUUAUACACAAGGCCCAAGUCAAAAGCCAAUACUACAAGGAACUCAACAAAGAUUCAAAAGAUGAUACACCCGACUACGUCAAAGAGAUUUUUGGUGCUGAGCGUACAAUUGAUAAAGAUGGAAACGUGGUUGAAUUAGAGCGAGAGCAAGUUGAGGAGGAGGAGGAGGAGGAGGAGGAAGAGUUUGACUUGGACAAGUCCUCAUCUGAAGAAGAAGACAGCGACAACGAAGAACCCUCUCGAAAAAAGCAGCGGUCAACAAAAGCACUCAAACCCAACCCGUUCAAAGCACAAUUAGAAGAACGUGAGAAACUUAAAAAGGAAUCAUUGAAUGAAAAGGAGGAGCGUCAAAAGAGGUUCAAAGAGGAAAAGAAGGCUCGCAAAGAGUAUUACAAAGAAAGAAGCGAGCAGAGAAGCAAAAUGCUGGCAAGAACAAAGAAGGGCCAGCCCAAAAUGGCAUCGCAAAUGGAUGUGUUACUGCAAAAGAUUCAAAAGAGCAUGGAUUCAUAG